AUGGCAUUUAAUGAUCAUUCCCUAGUUAAAGGAAUAGAAUCAUUAAAUAAUAGAAAUUCCGUUUCGAGCGAUUUAGAUUGGAAUAAUAAAAAUUCACAAUUUAAUCAAAACAUACCUCAAAGAAGUACUUGGUUAUCAGAAAAUGUUCAAAUUGUUUCAAAGUCUAGUUCUCAACGUGACAGUUGCAUCUCAGCUAGUUCAAUCAAAUCGAAUGCAUGGAGCGAAUCCACGAAUGUUUAUACAAAUGCAAACAAAUCAAUUAAAAUAUCAUAUUCUAGACCCGUUCUAAAAGGCUUAAUUCUUGGUCUACUAGUUGGCUGUAUUGUUCUUGCUACAAUUAUAACUAUAUGGUUACAACCAAUCACAGCAAUUACUACAACAACGACAGUAACUACAACAACAUCAUCAACAAGUACGACAAGCACAACAACUACAACAACAAGUACCACAAGCACAACAACUACAACGACUCAAACUACAUCAACAACUACUACGACCACUACAACAACUGCUGCUCUCAAUAUAGUUUAUUCUCAAAGUUUUACGAGUGGCGUCACUCCCUCAAGCGCAUGUACGGCAUGGACAAAUUUUGUUGCUCAACUGACACCUUUACCGUAUACCUUAUUGCAAAUGAAUGGUACAUAUGAUUCAGUUGGUGUUACAAUCACUGAUUCUACUGUGAUAGCUGCUAUUGCUGUAGCUUUACGAACGGCAGCUGCAUAUGGACCCGUAACAACAAACGGUCGUUCAUGGCAAGUCGGCGCUUGUGGGACUGGAUCUGAAUUGAGUGCUGCUGGUUCUAUUUGUAUGUGCCCAAGUCCAGAUUAUCUCGUUCGACCAUGUAUAGUUAUACGUCGAACUCACUGGUUAUCACGCCAAAAUCAUUGUUUCAAUUCAACAAUGCACAACCAAAUUGAAUCUCAACAUUAUCUUUAUACACCAAGAAUUUAUGUUGAUAAACGACCAUUACAUUGGUUUAUUAUGUUUAUUUCGUAUUUAUUUAUUUUUCUUCUUGUUCUCGAAUCCGUAGCAUUAAUUGUAUUGGGUGCAUGGCAUCUAACCACUCCACGACUUGAAAAUGUGCUUAAAUUUUCAAGUGAAAUCUAUCGAAGAGAAUUAGGUUUUGGUAUUCUUCUUGUAAUCAUUGGAUCAUUAGGUAUUAUUGCUAGUAUUAUUGGAAUUAUUGCUUUAAUUACAUCACGAAUAUUAUUAUUGAAAAUAUAUGUAUCUUGUUUAUGGUUAUUCAUGAUUCUUGGUAUAGCUAUAGGAAUUAUUGGAAUUAUUUUUGCGUCUCAAGUCAAUGACUUUUUAGCCAAUGAUCAAAAGAACAAUCCAAAUUUAGUAGCGAGUAAUUAUUAUCAAGAACAAUUUCUAUUAGGUAUGAAUGGUGGAUUAACUUUACUCAUGAGUGUAACAAUACUUGUUGGUAUUAUUAUUCUUCACUGUUUAAUUAGCGAUACAAGUAGUGGUUCGUAUAUUCGAUCAAAAUGA
Molecule: messenger RNA, 1491 nt
Organism: Rotaria socialis
Lineage: Eukaryota; Metazoa; Rotifera; Eurotatoria; Philodinida; Philodinidae
Source: the annotation of a GenBank genome assembly